GGAAACGCGGUGGCUGUAGACAGCGAGAAACUAAAGGUAAAGAAAGUCUAAAUCCGCCAGCCGCUUCUGCUCACGACUAGUUGAGAAUAGGUGCUGAGCUAAGCUGUCACUGUAUGAAUAAUGCGUUUUAAUGCAAGUGCACCAGGAUAUGUUUUUGUAUUAGUUUAAAGCUUGGAGAAUGCCAUUUAAAAUAAAAAGUAAUCCCUGCUCUCAUUCAACGAGGGUGAGGCAUACCCCUGAGAACUUAAACUGGCCUCGGGGGUGAACAUAAGACAACUUCAAUGGUGCCUCGGAGAGUACAGACCGCUGGUGUUGUACAACUCGCGAUCCCGGUGGCCAGCUUGUGAGGGCUAUUCCGCUGAGCCGCAAACGUGAACUCGGCAAGUCAGGCAGCAUCCGUGAAGGGAAGCGGGCUGUCGAAGUAUCAGGACGAGACCCUUCAUCUGGGCUGGCCCGAUGACUCUGGAUCUCGACCCGAAAUGUCGGCGGAUCCACCUCCUUCCGCUGAGCUUCUCCGGCAGAGUGUUGCUCCGCAUUCCAGCCUCUUGUCUGUCCACUCUGUUGAGUCGGCGCGAUUCUUAUUUCCCUCAUGAGCGCUGAGCCGAUGAUAGACGACGACAAGGGUCGCGCGAAAGUGAAGCCGCUGUCUCGCAGGGUGACUGCAGCUUACAGCAGGAAGAGAGUGCGAACUGGGAACGUCACUGGUGCAUGGUACAGCUCUCAGGCUUACCUCAAUUCCAACUGGCUAAAGUUCCACUUGGCAAUCGAUCGGUAUGCAUUGUACCCCCGAGGCGAGCCCUUUCUGGAUCUUCUGCUCGAAGAAUUGGCCAUUCUUGGUAUUAGUGAAGUCGAUUUUACAUAUGAUGGAAAGGCUCUGAAGGGGAGGUGCAACUGUAAAGAAGUUGUGAAGCCAAGUGGAGUCCAUCUGAAAGUACUCCUACAGUUUCAGAACUUUGGGAAGGCCAUCUUCAAGCCUAUGAGACAGAAGCGCGAAGAGGAGACUCCAGGAGAUGUUUUUUAUUUUGUUGACAUCCAAAGGCAUAAUGCUGAGAUAGCCGCAUUUCAUCUGGACAGGAUUCUCGAUUUCCGCCGAGUUCCCCCAGUGGCGGGCAGACGAGUUCACCUCAGUAAAGAGAUCCAAGACCGGACCCGAAAUGAAGAUUUGAAAGGGAGUUUUUUCACCUCGCCAGACAACAAUGUAUGUUUCUAUUCAAAAUGCCUUUACUCUUGUAAGACCGAGUAUGCAGUUUGCGGGAGACCACACCAGCUGGAAGGGUCUGUCUCUGCCUUUCUGCCUGACCUGCACAUUGCCCAGCGAGAGCUCAUCACAAACCCCUGGAGCAGGUCCUACACAUUUGCAGAUAAAGCAGAGUGGGAAAUCAAUCCAAACUAUUGUAUAAAGAUCAAAAAAACUCCUCCAUACAAUACUGGCAGUAGGUUGCUGAACGUCAUCGAUAUGGCUAUUUUUGAUUUUUUAACAGGGAAUAUGGAUCGACAUCACUUUGAAGUCUUCACGAAGUUCGGAAAGGAUGGCUAUAUCAUUCACUUCGACAAUGCCAGAGGGUUUGGGAAGCACUCGCAUGAUGAACUCUCCAUCCUUGCACCCCUGGCCCAGUGUUGCAGAAUAAAAAAAUCUACCCUUCUGCGCCUGGAGCUUCUGUCACAGCCAGACUAUCAACUGAGUGACGUCAUGCGAGAAUCCCUACUCCUCGAUUCCCUCAGUCCAGUUUUAACAGAACCUCACCUACUUGCACUGGACAGGCGCCUGCAGGUAAUACUGAAGGCUGCUCGUGAAUGCGUGCGCCUGCAUGGAGCUGCCAACGUAGUCAUGGACGAUGUGGGAGAUGAGUUUGACAGGAUGGACUUCAACAGCAGCGUGCUCACCAGCUAACAGGCCACUAGUGUCGAGGAAAGGGAGUUACACGAAGGCAAGGACUGCAGCUCGAGUGAGGUUAGAAUAUUCCUCAUGUUUAAAAGACACGCUCUCUAUUGACGUAGACGCAAGGGACUGUCGAUGCUGGAAUUUAAAGGAACAAACAAGAUCCAGGAAAGAUUCUACGAAUCAGGCAGCAUCUGUGGAAGGAAAUGGGCAGACAAUAUUUUAGAUUGAAACUCUUCAUCCAGUGUGCACUGGAUGAAAGAGUCUUGACCCAAAAAGUCAACUGUCCCCUUCCUUCCUAACUGGCCGAGUUCCUCCAGCAUCUUGUUUGCUGCUCCUCAAUGAUGCGUUAGUUCUUGUGGCAUUUUCAGCUUGUUCUAAAGCUGUGCCAGUGGCGACUGACUCAUCUCAAUAAGCUGCCCCCACCAAUUUCAGAGCUUGCAGCAUAAGUGGUUGAGUUCCUCCAGCACUUGCAGGGUUUCGGUGCACUGGUUCAUUGCUCACCAAAGCCUAUAAGUGGAGCACCUGAUCACGGGUUUGACUGUUUCUGUCAGCUGGGUGAAUGAGCCACACUGCCUGUUUUGGUUGAGGGGCACGGGUGUCCCUAAUGAAAUUGGUACAUAAAGGCCGCAACCUCACCCAGAGCAUCUGGUGUAAUUACAUCCAUGUGGCUGUGACCUUAACAGCAACAAAUCUUUAAAAUGGAGCUGGGCACGAAAAGUUUUCACUUGUCAUUUUGCUUUGCGCAGGUGAAAACUUAUUGGAAGCUCCCGUCUUCGUGAUCAGAAGGGUUGGUCUGAGCUUAAGAACUGGCUUAGUUAGAGUGAGGUUUGAUCCACCUAUUGCAAAUAGACAAUAGACAAUAGGUGCAGAAGUAGACCAUAUGGCCCCUCGAGCUUGCACCGCCAUUUUGAGAUCAUGGCUGAUCAAUUACUAUCAAUACCCGGUUCCUGCCUUGUCCCCAUAUCCCUUGAUUCCCCUAUCCAUAAGAUACCUAUCUAGCUCCUUCUUGAAAGCAUCCAGAGAAUUGGCCUCCACUACCUUCCAAGGCAGUGCAUUCCAGACCCCCACAACUCUCUGGGAGAAGAAGUUUUUCCUUAACUCUCUCCUAAAUGACCUACCCCUUAUUCUCAAACCAUGCCCUCUGGUACUGGACUCUCCCAGCAUCUGGAACAUAUUUCCUGCCUCUAUCUUGUCCAAUCCCUUAAUAAUCUUAUAUGUUUCAAUCAGAUCCCCUCUCAAUCUCCUUAAUUCCAGCGUGUACAAGCCCAGUCUUUCUAACCUCUCUGCGUAAGACAGUCCAGACAUCCCAGGAAUUAACCUCGUGAAUCUACGCUGCACUUCCUCUACAGCCAGGAUGUCCUUCCUUAACCCUGGAGACCAAAACUGUACACAAUACUCCAGGUGUAGUCUCACCAGGGCUCUGUACAAAUGCAAGAGGAUUUCCUUGUUCUUGUACUCAAUUCCCUUUGUGGUAAAGGCCAACAUUCCAUUAGCCUUCUUCACUGCCUGCUGCACUUGCUCAUUCACCUUCAGUGACUGAUGAACAAGGACUCUGAGAUCUCUUUGUAUUUCUCCCUUACCCAACUCUACACCAUUCAGAUAAUAAUCUGCCUUCCUGGUCUUACUCCCAAAGAGGAUAACCUCACAAUUAUUCACAUUAAACGCCAUCUGCCAAGUAUCUGCCCACUCACCCAGCCUAUCCAAGUCACCCUGAGUUCUCCUAACAUCCUCAUCACAUGUCACACUGCCACCCAGCUUAGUAUCAUCAGCAAAUUUGCUGAUGUUAUUUUUUAUGCCUUCAUCUAAAUCGUUGAUGUAAAUCGUAAACAGCUGUAGUCCCAAUACUGAGCCCUAUGGCACCCCACUAGUCACCACCUGCCAUUCCGAGAAACACCCAUUCACUGCUACCCUUUGCUUUCUAUCUGCCAACCAGUUUUCUAUCCAUGUCAAUGCCUUCCCCCUGAUGCCCUGAGCUUUGAUUUUACCCACCAAUCUUCUAUGUGGGACCUUAUCAAAUGCCUUCUGAAAAUUGAGGUACUGGAAAUCAGAAAUAAUAGUAGAGAAUGCUUGGGGGGAGAAAACAGUUCACAUGACAUCUGUGGAGGGAGAGAUUUAAUGUUGCUGAUGGAUGAUCUUUUUAUCAGAAGUAAUGAAAAGUCAUUGAACUGAAUUAGAGACACAAGAGGCUUCAGAUGCUGAAAUCUAGAGAUAAAAAAAAACAACCUGCUUUAGGAGCAACACACACAAAAUGCUGGAGGAACUCAUCAGGCCAGACAGCAUCUGUGGAAAAGAGUACCGUCAACGUUUCAGGCCAAAACCCUUCCAAGUUCCUCCAGCAUUUUGUGUGUGUUGCAGAUCUCCUCUUAUUUGUAACCUGCUUUAGGAACUCAAGGGGUCAGGCAGCAUCCGUGGAUGGAGGCAUUUCAGGUUGGGGUCCUUCAUCGGGACUGGAAGGGUAGAGGGGGAGGCAGCCAAUACAAAGAGGUGAGGGAGAAGCAAUGGUGGAUCCAGGUGAGGAGGGACGAUAGGCAGAUGGAGGAGAGAAGAGUGGAGAUAGCGACCGAGACUGGGAGGUGAUAGACAGAAGCAAAAAAUGGCUGCAGGUAAUGGAACCUGACAGAGAAGGAAGGUGAAGCAUGGGAUUAAAUGAAGGAGGUUGGGUAAGCAGCUGGAAAGACUGGGAGAUGAUGACUCUGUGGGAGAGUGAUGAGCAGAUGAAGUAGAUGAGGGGGGAAGAAAAUGAGUGAUCGCGGACUGUGGGGAGGGUGCUGAUGUCUGGUAUGUUCAGGAGCCACAGAGGUCAACUGACUUACUGAGUACCAGAGACCCAGGUUCAAUUGCCACUGCUGUCUGUAAGGAGGUUGUCCGAUCUCACCGUGACUGCGUGGGUUUCCUCCCACAGUCCAAAGACCUACCAGUUGGCCGGGUAAUUGGUCAUUGUAAAUUGCCCCAUGAUCAGGCUCUGGUUAAGUCGGGGGUUGCUGGGCAGUGUGGCUCAAGGGCCUAUUCCCCACCGUAUCCCAAUAAAAAAAAUUCCCACUAAUUUCCAUUUUUAUUUGGAAAACGGAAUAUCCAUUAUAACAGUCAAAAGCAUCAGCAUCAUUGCAGCAUAGAACGGCUUAAAAUUUACAACGUAGGUGAAGGCCAUUAGGCCCACCCUGUCUGUGCUCGUCAAAAACAGUCCUAAAUUUGUCGCAGCUCUUCAAGCUUACAUGGAAAUGCCUUUGAAAUGUGAUGAGACUUUUGUCCACAUCAUCCCUUCAGCAUGUGAAUUCCAGACACCUACUGCCCCCUGCACGAAAUACUUCUUUGCCUUGUCCCCCUACCAAUACCUUAGAAAUAAUUUAGUUGUGAUACUUUGAAAUAACUAUACAUGCCACCCCAAUAAAACUGAGCCAGAAGGGAGGCAAAGGAGCUGAACCACUUCAAAGGAAAUUCUUAGCUAAAACAUUGUUAAAUAGUGUUCUCUUUAUUGUUGUUUAGCAGAUAUGAAGGUAUGCAGGUGUUGUAAUCUAGAAAGUGUCUGAUGCAAAAUACAAAUGAGCCAUAUUGGUAAUGUUAGCAGUACAGCUGCACGGAUUAGAAAUUAUUUUCAUCCCUGAAUUAUAAUUAUUUAAAAUAACCGUCCUGUUCUCAAAGACCUAGAACUUCUAAGAUAAGAUCAAUCAAGAGAAAAACGAUUCCGCAGACGUACUGUAGCCGGCUUCAAAAUGUAUCUGAUCUCACACAGGGAUUCCAUUAGGGCAGCUGUUAAUGGCUAUUUAAUCACCAGGUUUAAUUGCAAUUCCAUCUGAGCAGCUCAAUAGCACAACCAUGUGCAUACUUGCCAUUGGUGAUGGAAGUGGAAGUUUAAUAUGUUGGAAGUCUUCUGCUAUUUUCACAUCACAAUGUCAACAUAUCCUUGACAUAAUAUAAACCCUUCAUUCUUUUCUGUUUCAGCCAUAAAUCCUGAUACUUCUUUUAGAAGGUCUGAGCAUUUUUUUUCUCGAAAAGGUUUCUAACCCUGUCAGUGUUUCAGACUCACAUGGCCACAGGACCUCAGUUAGAUACAACUUGCGGCGUAGCAAAUCUCCCAAAGAUUCAAAAGCUUGGGAUUUAGCAGGACGCAGCUGUCCAGCCUUUCAAUAUGUGGUGUGUGAUGCACGGUUUGUCCACACAGUCUUUUACUCUGUCGGAGGUGUUAAGGAUGUUUCCCCUUUUGGAACAAAGAACAUAGAACAGUACAGGCCCUUUAGUUCAGUAUAUUGUGCCGACCUGUUAACCUACUCCAAAAUCAAUCUAACCCUUCCCUCCCACAUAGCUCUCUAUUUCUCGAUCAUUUAUGUCUCUUAAAUCUCUAUAAUGUAUCUGCCUCUACCACCACCCCUCGCAGUGUGGCCUCUCUGUGUAAAAAAAAUUUUAUACUCUCUGUGUAAACAAACCUUCCUCUAACAUCCCCGCUAUCACUCCUCAAAUUAUCUUAAAUUAUAACCUUUCGUAUUAUCUAUUUCCACUCUGGGGAAAAAAGGCUCCGACUGUCCACCCUUUCAAAGCCUUUUAUUAUCUUUUUUCCCCCAAUAUUUCUAAAAUAACCUUCAGCUCCAAUCUUUUGUGAGACUCCUUAAGUCCCCCAAGCCAUUUGCCUUCCAUUGUGUCACAAGGACCCGAGAAUUUUCCCAUCCUGAUUGGAGAAAAUCUUGGCAACCUGGUCACAUGAUGUUCAGGCAAGUAUGACAUCUGACCACAUGAUACUUGAUCACACUUCUGAUGACAUAACAACAACCACCAUUGUUGAAUUAACCUCAGGGCAGUUGGGUCUUAGGCCUGUUGUUGGGUUUCUGUCAUAUCAUGUGCCAGACAUCCUAAUAACAAUCCUACACCCAGACUGUGGUUGGGGCAGGUGGGAGUGAGGAACAAGAGAGAUUUCAGGGAUGGUGUAAUAGUUGAACAGUGGGAAAAACAGUUGUAGCUUUUUUGAUGUGCUCAUUGUCACAAUGAGAUUCACCUCACCACCACGUUGCAUUAAGGUGGGGUCAGGACAUUCCUCUUCCACUAAACUUAAAGACAUACAAAAUCAGAGAAGUUGCCCUCCCUUCCCGUGCCUGCUCUGCCGUUCAAUGUGAUUAUGACUGACUUUAUACCUCAGUGCCACUCACUCUCCUGCACUAAGCCCAUAUCCUUCAUUCUCUUCAUAGUUAACAAUCUUUUGAUCUCGGAAUUGAAUGUGUUUGGUAAGCAAGCCUUCCCUGCUCCCAUGGGGAAAGAAUUCCAAGGAUCCACGACUGAAGAAAUUAUCACUGUUCUGAACAGCUUACUUUUACUUUGAGACUCUGUUCUGAAUGAAGCAGGUUGACCAUGAACCUGAAGCAGUCAAUCUGAACUUAGGACCUCAACCUCUCCGUAGACCUGUCCCUCCCUGCCCUGCAGGCUGCUGAUUUUUCCGAAGUGUUCAGCCUCUGCCCAUUUCCUGAUCCUCAAUCCCAGAUGAGUUAGGCUCUGCCCACUUCCUGAUCCUCAAUCCCAGAUGAGUUAGGCUCUGCCCACUUCCUGAUCCUCAAUCCCAGAUGAGUUAGCCUCUGCCCACUUCCUGAUCCUCAAUCCCAGAUGAGUUAGGCUCUGCCCACUUCCUGAUCCCCAAUCCCAGAUGAGUUAGCCUCUGCCCACUUCCUGAUCCUCAAUCCCAGAUGAGUUAGGCUCUGCCCACUUCCUGAUCCCCAAUCCCAGAUGAGUUAGCCUCUGCCCACUUCCUGAUCCUCAAUCCCAGAUGAGUUAGGCUCUGCCCACUUCCUGAUCCUCAAUCCCAGAUGAGUUAGGCUAUGAGAGGCAGCCCUCCGCAAAAUGUACUCCUCUGGUCCACAGCACCUCUACCAGAGUUUCAGGAGCUGCAGCAGCGAAUUCCAGGAACGCCAGUUGAAACUUGAAGAAUUAGGUAUCCAUUAUGGGGAGGCAGGAGUGGGGGCAAAUCACUGGCAGAAAAAUGCACAGUUCUGCAACUCCUGGUCACAGCACAACUACACCCGUCAAGUUCAGAGUUCAUACCCAUCAGCCAACUUGCACACUGUGAUGACCCACUCAUGGAAAAACUGUGUUAACUUAGAGACAUUAAGUUAACUCUGAACAGGAGACAUUAAGUUAACUCUCUUUCCAUUAGGCAUAUUUAAAAAUCUCUCAGAUAGGCACAUGGAUGAUAAGCAGAGUGGAGGUCUAUGUCAGAGGAAAGGAUUAGGUUGAUCUUAGAGUAGGUUAGAAAGUCAGCACAAAAUUGUGGGCUGAAGAACCUGCACUGUGGUGUAAUGCUCUAUGUUCUAUUAAAUGUUCUCCUAAUCAGCAGUCUUUGUCUCCAGUAAGUAAAAUAUACAAAUAUCCUUGGAUUCACCCUGUAACAGGGAAGCUUGCAUUGUAUAAUUUGGAAUUGUAAUAUAUAAUAAUAAUUAAGUAUUUUCUGCAUUGAAAAUGUGCUAUUUAUUUUUAGAAUGAACUAAAUGUUCUUUUGAUUAUAGGAAGAUAACAAUCUCUCAUGAGGGAAAUAAAAAUGAUCUUUUAUUCACUGGU
Hypanus sabinus (Atlantic stingray) is the source of this 8413-nucleotide messenger RNA. Its product is annotated as pseudokinase FAM20A-like. The transcript is spliced from 11 exons. The record is from RefSeq and is a predicted model, not a curated record. NCBI's taxonomy places the organism in Eukaryota, Metazoa, Chordata, Chondrichthyes, Myliobatiformes, Dasyatidae. Gene Ontology annotation, cellular component: Golgi apparatus. The coding region runs from base 590 to 1891 and encodes 433 amino acids. Gene Ontology annotation, molecular function: protein serine/threonine kinase activator activity.